Molecule: messenger RNA, 3406 nt
Organism: Sphaeramia orbicularis (orbiculate cardinalfish)
Lineage: Eukaryota; Metazoa; Chordata; Actinopteri; Kurtiformes; Apogonidae
Gene: evc
Product: EvC ciliary complex subunit 1
Exons: 20
Coding region: 288-3194 (968 amino acids)
Biological process (GO): smoothened signaling pathway
Cellular component (GO): plasma membrane protein complex; ciliary membrane
Source: RefSeq, a predicted model, not a curated record
AUCUUCAUCCACCCACUAGCUACAGUCUCGUAAAGUUUGUCGUCUUGGAAAAAGUUCGUAGCUGUGACAAUACGUCUUUGCACCCCGUUGCUAGCUGAUAUGUUAGACGUUAAUAAUUGAAAGGGGAAACGUUUUGAAAACCGGACUGGGAGGAUGUUUGGCGUUGCUUUUUUCGAAUAAAAUUAGUUAGCCUGUAGUGAUGUUCCAAGUAGGCAGUUAUGGCUAACGUUACACUACAGGAUGCUAACAUACAAAGUUUCCCCUAUGUUAGCUGAAUUCGUUAAAAAAUGACAGAACUGAUAACGGAAUGUGGCACCGAUGUGUUGGUCAGUUUUGCCGAGUCGCUGCACAUAUAUACAGGACUUCUGACAGUGGCGACAGUUUGUGGAGGGUUGACUGGGAUAUUAACGGCUGCUCUUUUAUAUAGCUACUGCGUGAAGCCUUUGCUGUUGACCAGACAAGGUUAUAACGCAAGGAGGUUGCUUGAACCUGAAGAUGGAGAGUUGGACAAUAAUCAAAGUGACUGCAUCAGCAAUGGCAAGAAGGAAGUUCCAAGUGGUACUGCCAAUGAAAAAGAGAGGGAGAAGAAGCAGCCACCCAUGAACAGCGAUGUGGCUGCAUUUGCAUCCAGAGCAAAGGUGGUUUAUCCCAUUAACCAGAAAUACAGACCUCUAGCAGAUGGAGCAUCCAACCCCUCACUGCAUGAGCACACCAAGUUGCCAGCAAUGCCUAAUGAGGAGUCUUCCUCCUCCUCGGAUGGAGAGUCUCUGAGCCAAGAUCAAGACAAUGAUGACAGCAGUCAGUUUAUCUCUUCCUCUCUGGUCCCAAAGAGUUUGCAGAACCAGAGCUUCACCAGGGUUUCCCACUACCCACACACACUGACACAAACAGGUUUUGAAGGUAGGAUAAGUCUUUACUGCUUGGCGCUGCAGGAUCUACAACAGAAUUGCAUCCAACUUCAGGAAGAAAAGUCUUUGCUUUUUGUUCGGAUGCUAAAAAUAAUAUUUAGCUCUCGUUUCCCGAAAGACAAACAAGACGCUGACUUCUCCAAGAAUGUUCUCCAAAUGCAGGAAAAGGGAUUGGAUGAGCUAAAGAAACUGUUGCCGGCAAGUCAGCCUUCUUGUGAGAAGAAUGAUGAAGUCCCUUGUACACUGGAGGAGAUUGAAAGAGCUCAGAAAGAACUUCUUGAACGUGGCCUUCAAAUGUCCAAAGGUUUUAGCAAUCAGGUGGAGGACUUGUCUCAGCACCUAUUAAAGAGGAGCAGCAUUUUCCCUCCUGAUGAGGCCCAGGAUGUUACGAAUUCUCUCAUUCAGACUCUUUUGUUAGUGGAGAAUCAUCUGACGACUGCUCAGGAUGCAAACUUGAAGAGGAUCCAGCAGAAGCUUUUGUGGUGGGAGGAGUUGACAGGGCUUCUUGAGUCUCAGCCUGCAUUGCUGAGACAGGAAGUGGCACUAAGGCAGAGCAUGAUAACUACAACCCUGGAGCAGCUGACAAGCGAUGAUGUGUUGACCUUUAACCACAUGGAAAAAAUCCUAUCAGAUGUUCAGGGCACUCUGUCUGAUGGCCUUCAGCAGUGCACUCAGGAGUGCAUGAAAAAGACGAAAGAGCUUGUUAGUGAAAAGUGCAGCAAAAUGGAAUCCAAGAGGAAGAAGCUUCUGAGGAGCCAGAGCAAAGAGAAGAGUCGCCCCAUGGACCUGACACAGUCUCAGACUGAACUCCAGGACCUCAUUAAGAUGGACCAGGAGCUGCUGUUGAAACACAGGCAACAGAUGCAUGACCUGGAGCUGCAGCAGGACAACAGGGUGGCAGAAGCUCUCGGUGACCUCUGGAAGAAACUUCGCACCUCCUGGUCACGGAAGCUGGGAGAACAAGCCAAGGACAUCUUUGUCUCCUCUGUUGCUGCCGAAUCAAAUCUGUCUGUUGAGCACUGUGAGAAGCUGUGGUUGGAUCUGGAGCAGGAGAUGAUUGCACAGAUACAGCAGGCAGAGUGCAUUACCAGGCAGCAAGUGGAGGAUAUAAGGACUCAGCUGGAUAAAGAUGACCAGAUGUGGAAUGAAGAGGUGGCUCUGGUGCAGGCCUGCCUUAAACACUUAAAUGAACAACAGAUGAAGAUCCUUAAAAACAUGGUGGUCAGACAGAGUUACACAUUCAGCAGGCAAGUCGGGAGUCUGAUUGAGAAGAAGCACAAGCACCUUUUGUUAGCAGUGCAGAGAUACUUUGUGGUCAGACACUUCAGCCUGCACAUGCUGAAGGAGAUGAGGCUGUCCAAGCUGAAGGUUCUCUCACAGACUGAUUACAGAGGUCUGCUGAUGGAAGAUCCUAGUAAAAAUCAGCCCUCUACCAGUUCAACUCUAAAGAAUAGCAGUGCCAGCCUGGCAGAGAGACACUUGGGUCCAGAGAGUCAGUUGGUGGGCCACAGCUUUCAGCAGGAGUUUCUAUCUGAGCUGGAAACUGGGAUGGAGCUCCUUCAAAACCAUGCACAACGGGUGUUAGGCAACGCUCUCAGCCACGCCAUCCAGCAGAUGAUGGAGUCCCAACCAGCAGAGGCACAGACCUAUUCCAAACAGGACUACAGCUUGAAGUGCCACCUGAUUGAAGCUGCCUCUGAAAGUGUGUACAUGACCAAAGAUUCUCUCACUGCGCUGGUUCAAAGCUAUUAUUCCCACCUACAGGAGAUUAUGAGAAAACUAGAAGACGAUCCAUCAAACAUAAACCAGGAGGUGAAUGAGAAGCAGGAAAGCAGCAGUCAGCUGAACAGGGCCUUGUUGAGGGAGCUUGUGAAUUGGAGCAAAAAACCCACAUCUGCUGAGUUUCAGCAGAGAGUGGAGCUCCACAAACGGAGAGUGUUGGAGCAAUGUGAUCUGGAACAGGCAACUGUAUAUGAGGAACUAAAGCAGAAGAAAGUAGCACAUGAUCAAACCAUGGAAAGGAUCAAAGAACAGCUACUGGAGGCAGAAGAAAGCUUUACAGCAGAGCUUGCCGCCUUGGCUCGGGUUUCACUCCACAGUCCAGAUCCUGAACCCAGUGAUGAAGAUGACAACACUUGUGGUCAGAGCACUACUAUACUGGACCUGCUGGCCCUGAACCCAGCAUUAGAUCCAGCUUUGAAUCCCUCACUGACUCCAACUGUUUAUGCUCCAUCAGUGAAACCAACACAAAAAAAGAAGAAAGAACAAGAGCCUCAUCUCAGCUGAAAUGUAAAAAAGUUAAUCCAUGCUUAUGCUUUAUGGAGCUUUUUAUGUUUUUCAUAUUUGGAACAUUGCCGAGUCUUAAACAAGCUGUAAAUAUAUGUGAUUUAUAUGUAAGUAUCCUGGUUGUGAUUUUAUGACUAAAGUUAAAACACAGAGACAUGUUGUCUUCAGUUUGUCUGUUGUUUGCUGAUGCUCCAUAAAUGGUUUUGAAUGCA